Messenger RNA from Mytilus californianus (California mussel), 7572 nucleotides. RefSeq names its product SLAIN motif-containing protein 2-like. The record is from RefSeq and is a predicted model, not a curated record. Lineage: Eukaryota; Metazoa; Mollusca; Bivalvia; Mytilida; Mytilidae. Gene Ontology annotation, cellular component: microtubule plus-end. The transcript has 9 exons. Gene Ontology annotation, biological process: positive regulation of microtubule polymerization; microtubule nucleation; cytoplasmic microtubule organization. Bases 117 to 1481 code for a protein of 454 amino acids.
CGCAUGCGUUCUCAAACUAAACACAAAAUGGCUACCAAUAUAUAAAGUGUGUCCCAACUGUGUUAAAUUUGGUAUUUUACAGAGUCAUUUGACUAUAAAACUAAUGUCCAAGUACCAUGGAUAGCGGAGAUUCUUUGAUAGACCCAGAAGCUGAAGUUCGCAAACUCCAAGAUCUAGUCAAAAAGCUUGAAAAGCAAAAUGAAGUGCUUCGUUCUAGACAAAAAAACAAUUCAGAAAAUGUACAGAACGGUGAAAUUGAACACGGAAAGUUGACUUUGCAUCACAAUAACAAUAUUCCCGACACUUUAAAUCUCAAGAACCAACCUGCCGAAUCAGGAGAUGAUUCUGAAUUGGUCGAUAUCGAAAAUCUUUCAAUGAAAGAUGAAGAAGACAGUUGGUUAUACUCAUCUCCAAAACCUCCAACGCCUUUACAGAACAGAGUUAGUCCAUACAAAUGGGUUAGAAAGGAAUUUGAGCACCCUAGUCCUGAGGUGGAAUCUGUGAAGAGAUCCCUUGUUUUCAAACUUGAUGAAGCUGCUAGAAUGAGUAGGAGUUGUAGUACACCAGUAUUUGGAAGUUACAGUACACCAAAAAGUUAUACGAAGAUGAGUCAUUCUGCUGAUAGUACACCUGUAUAUAAUAAUAAACCUGUCAUCAGGAAAUCAUUGGCAACUUAUGGGAGUAAUAUUGGAAUGGGCAAAAACGUUGAUACUGGAACAUUUACCAGACCUAAACGAACCAGACCUCAAGUAAAUGAUAUGCCAUCAGAUCCUGCAAAGCUUCCAGAGGAAACAGACAGUACAGACAGUAAAAAUCAUCCAAAUGUUUCAGAUAUAGAAAAUUUAGCUAAAUUACAAGAAGAGAGUUUGCGGCAAAGUAUGUCACAGUCUUCACCAAGAAGAGCCCCAAAACCACGGCAGAUUCCUCAAUCUGUUAAUACAGAAAAUGAUAACCAUGUGGGAAAUAGAUGUAGCCCAAACAAAUUUGACGGUGAGAGACAUUUAAGUCAGAGUAAUAGUUUAGGUUCUGAUGCCAGUAGUCCUCCAGACAGUCCACAUGCUAGUAGUCAGUAUUUAAAUAAUUAUAAUAAUAAUCAAGAAAAUCCAGGUUUAAGAAGAAGUUACCAAAAUGUUUCAAGAUUACCACAGACAUCUGGACAAUAUGGAAGUGACCCUUAUCUAGACAAUUAUUCCUCUGGCGGUAGUGAUGAAUAUGAACAAACUGUAUCUCCAAAAGUGCGUCAAUAUUCACGCCUUCAAGCACCCGGUCGACCAGGAUCACCGAAUGUUAGUGGUUUAAGACAGCCUAGUCCUAGAGGGCCUUCACCUCAAAGAACUGGUCUUCCAACACCAUCUAGACGGACUAUACCACGGCCUGGAAAUAGCAAGCUUGCAACUCCUGUCAGAAGAAGUGGAUUACCUGCCCCUAGAUCAGCGUCUUCUUCUCGUCAUGAUGACAGUUGGAAAGAAGGAUGUUUUUGAUGUAGAUAUUUCCCAAAUGGCAUUUAUUUAUUGUUUAAUAAUGCUCAAGGCUGUAUUAUAAAACCUUUAAGGAGGAUAUAAGGCUUAGCUAUUAUAAAUCAUCAAAUAUUUUGCAGAAGAUUUUGAGCAGAAGUGUUCAUUUAUCUUACGUUAGAUUAAAUUACAUACUAGUAUACAGUGAUAAAGUUACAGUCUAGUUUGAUAGGUUUCAUAGGGAAAUUAAUGACAAUCAAUCCUGUAAUUGAUAGGCACUAAUUAGAAGGAAAAACUGUAUGCAGGUGCCCUAUAAUACAUUGGUCUUAUAACACCAAGGUUAAAACUAUAAGUUUCCCAGGAGGAAGGAAUGAAACUGUCUCCAUUUAUAGUUUGUUAUGAAAGAUUUAUCUAUGGGUUGAUUCUUUUUAUAGGACUUAAAAGAAACUCUUUGGACAUGUUGGAUAAGUUAAAAAAAGUUUCCUGGACAGUAACUUCAAACUUGACAUUUCUUUACAUUGAAAAUAAAUGUAUAUUAAAUCUAUUAUUUUUAAACAACAGAAAAAAAAUAAACGUAUAUAAUUUUAUGAUUAAUUAAUUUGAUGAAAUAACCUAAAAGGACUACCUACAUGAAAUUUGAAUUGAAUCUAACCCAUAUAUAGAGCACAUUGAUUGAAUAAUAUGAUUUUGUUUAGUGGUAAAUAUUUUUACACCAUACUAACCAAUUCACUGAAUGUCAGUUCUUCACGGUAUUAUAUAUAUGGUCAUGUCACUGUUUUAUUUCUAAAUGAAAAACAUUUUGGUCAUUUAUUUAGAUGAUCUGAGUCAUACUGUGAUAAAAACUGUAUGUUGUCCAAGUAUUCAACUUUGACCUUGAACUUAAGGUGCUAUAUUAUUUUCUUAUUAAAUUUUACAUGUUUCCUAUUUUUUGUUGGACAUGUCUGAUCUUGUGAAAUGUUUGUUCCUUAGCUUGUUUAUAUUUAAUUUGAACUUCUCAUUAUGUAUUUACUUAGGCCAAAACAAAUAUUAGCUUUUCAGGCACCCAUACAUGUUCCCAAUGCAUGUCACAUCAGCAGUUAUCAGCACAAUCCUUGAAUUCUUCAUUCCCUAUACCUGUACUCUUGUUUUUACAAAUGAAAUUUUGACAUAGGUUUAAAACAAAAUGUUCAUGUUGAACAUGAUUAACUAAUAUUAAAAAAAACAUGGUAUCAAAAAUAAAAUAUAAUGAGCCUCCCUACCUCAUCAAUGUUUGUUUUGUGAAUGAUUCAAGAUACUUAAAAAUUUAGUGUAAUUGAUUAAGCAAUGUUUUAAAAGCAGGCAAUACAAGAAUUUAUUCAAAAAAAGAACCUCUCUAUCUCAACCAUAUUAUUCACAUUUUGUCUUUUUCUUUUUUGAACAAAAUAUCCUGAUCUGGUCAGAAAUUGACUAGAAAAAACUUAACACGAAAUAAAGUGUGUGAGAAAAUAUGUGUUCUCUUUUUUACCCCUAAAAUGAUUUUUUUUAACCGUCUUGCUGUGUUUUAGAACAUAAUUAUUGAUAUUAAAGAUAAAACAAAUCCAUUUGAUCAUACUCUACUAAUCAGUAGGAUUGUUCAAAUAUCUCAUAAAGUGCUAUUUAUUAUUAAUGCUAUUCCAUAAAAAUGGAUGAGGGAGGGAAGGAAGAGACUUUCAAAAUACACCUAAAAACUAACACACCGUCUUUAAGAAGUUGUACAUACAUCAAACGGACAAACAGGUACAACCAUAAAGACCCACUCCAUGUCUAAAAAUGAAUUAUUGCCCUCCCCCAUUCACUUAAAUGGAAUAGCCUGAAGUAUAAUAACAUCAAACAUUCACAUAUACUAUGUACUAAACCAUUUUAUAUAUCAUUCAUGUGUCCUUGUUCAAAAAUGUAUGAAUGAAGUUUUGAAAGGGAACUUGGAUAUUUUUUGUGUGUUUGUCCCCCCCCCCCCCCCCCCCCCAGAAUUUCAAUUAUAUAUAUAAACAGUAAAAAAUACAGAAAAAAACAAUAGAUUAUUAUGAUUAAAGAUAAAUUUUAUAUUGAAUCUGUCAUUUGAAUUAAAGGCACAUAAUAAGAAGGUUAUAUGAAUGUAGAAGAUUUACUAAACAGAAAGUGUUCUGCAAAAGGUUCAAAAGAAAUCAUUUUACUGAUAAGCAUGAUAAGUAAUGGUCUUGGGCUUCAUUGUUUGAAUUUUGUAAGGGAUGACGUACAGUGUAUAUGUUAUACUUAUUUUAUCAACCAUAACCAAUUAUAUAGAUUUUUAUAGUAUGUGUUUUUCAUUAUACAAGUUUUAAAGUUGAGUCAUAUGAAGACUGGAGAGAGAUAUAUAUGUAAAUUAUUUGAACUUGCCAAUGUAUGGAAGUAUAAAAGUGCCACAGAUGUGUUAGUGAAUAUGUUAUUUCACCAUUUAGAUUAUUACGUGAUACAACUGUAAGUGUUAAUCUGAAAAUUGGGAAUGAAUAAGAAAGAAACUAUUCAAAAACUACAAUCAAAGCACAAAAUUCUCAAUAUUAUAAGUAAAACACCAGCAAUGAUUUAGAUAUGACAAAAGACUAAAAUUGAUGACAUUUUUUUUCACAAGCAAAGGAAAUCUAGAUUUGUUUAUGUGGAGAUAAUUAUACAAGAUGAUUGGCCUUAUGUUUAAGAAUUAAAAUAUAAAUAUAUCUAGUCAAGAGGUUUUGAAUUUUUAUCUAUAUUCUUGAAAGAACCGACCUUUACACAAUAUAUUACUGGUAAUGAUGGCACUAUCAGCUUUCCAUACCAAACUAUAUUUACAGUAUGAACGAUAUAUCUAUGCUUGGAAUUUGUAUAACUGGAAAUGGAACCCUGACCUCAAAUUACUAUUUUUGUACUUUUUAUCUGAUUUGUAGUAGUUUAUUACUAUUAUUGUGUAUAAUUUUGUUAAAAGUUAAGUUUAAGUUAAUGUAUUUAGUUGUUGUAGUAGAAAAGUUAUUUUUGUAUAUUUAGUUAUAAUUGGAUUGGUGAAAUUACAUUUAUACAUAAACACCAAAUUGUGAUAAGUUUUCAUAAUAUCUUCAUGCUUCUUUUAAUAUGUUGCAUACUACAUGUACUAGUAGCCAUUAGUUCUCAACCAUAUAUAAAGCUGAAGUAAAAUAGCUGUCAUUUCCAGUUCUUGGUAUCAUUAUGUCUUAGUCAAAUGGUAAUUACUGUCCUUUAUGUUCUUUUUGCAUAAUUAGCACAAAACUUAUGUAAUGUAUUUUUGCAUUAUCAAACAUUUCCUCUUUUCCAUGGGACAGUUCCCAAGAUUCAUCCUGGGUCACACACUUUACCAUGCCUUCGUUAUAAGAAUUGAUGUUUUUCUCCUAACAUUCAUUAGAUACUUGCUUAUAGAUGUUAAUCAAACAAAAAUCUAUUAAUUUCAAAUUUGAACUAGUAAUAGGUUUAUAUUUCUGAUGUAUUUAUUUAUGUAUUAGUUAUAAUCAGACUUAACAUUCUUUUGUUUUGGACAUUAGGCUUAUUCCAUUAACUAAAGUUGGUACCAAGGGAAAGCACUGUGAAAGAGGAGUAACUAAUGGAACUAUUUUUGAGACAUACAUUUUGAACUUACCAUUACUUAUUCAAUAUAGCUUUGUUCUUCAAAACCAAUUCAUAACAACAAGAAAACAUUGCAGCCUACUGUACAACCAAUUUUUGAACCAGAUAGUUACUGGAAAUGAUGGGUUUUUUCUCAGUGCAACAUUUGGUUGAGAACUGCUGUUCUACUAGCAGAUGCUAGAAUUACAUAUAUAAAUGUUUUCUUCAAUAGCUUUUUUGCAGUCCAUAUAAUGAGGGGUAGGUGGCCUUGCAAUGAAACAUAAAAGAGAAUGUAGUUUUUAAUGCAUUGUUCAAACACUUAUUUGUUGUGGAAUGUUCUAUGUAUUAUUUUGUUAAGCUGUAGGAAAUAAUGGCCGUAAAACAUCAAUUCUAUGCAUAUUUGUGUUUUGUGUUACAUGUUUAUGUCAUUGUAGUAAAAAUGUUUUAUACAUAAACUAUUUGAAAUAUUACUAGGAAAAAAAAUAUGAAGAUUCAUGAGAUCACUUUUUUUCUAUCCUUUACAGCAACAGAAUGAACUUCACAAUAAUUAAUAAUUGAAUAUUGUUUUAUUGGAUAAAACAAAUCUUCUCAAACAUGUUAAGUCCUCAAUAGCUUAUGCUAACAUAGAUUUCUGAAUUUUAUAUUAAUUAGCAGAUUCCUCUUUCAUGAAUGUGGGCCUUUAUUAUCUUGCUUAUGUUUAAGUGGAGGAUUAUGUUUCAAAUAAUUUGUAGAAAUUUAUAUGUAUGUUUAAUUCAUAUUGAUUGAAAGACAUGAAAGAAAGAAUAUGAGCUAUAAUUUUCACCAGAAAAUGUGCAAGUCUGUGUAAUGAGUAUUAUAUAUAUAUAUAUACAUAUAUGUGUGUGUAAAUUUACACCAAUACAUCAUUUAUAUAAGGCUCUGUAAUGUAGGCAAUUCCUAGGAGUUAAAAGAUAUGAAUAGAUAUAUUUAUUGUGAUAGCAGCCCAUCAACAAAUAACCUAACAUCGAAAUUAGAAAUUGGGGUAUUACUUUGCAUAUAUAUAAGAGAGUUUAUCAAAUUGUUAAGAUGAAAUACCAAUUAUACACUCGCUCUCUAAGUGGGGGAUUUAUUGCAAUAACCUUGUCCAUCCGGCUGUUCAUUCAUCCAUAGACUGUCAUUUAGUCAGACAAGUCUUACAUCAUCAGUUUAGUUUAAUUCAGAUUGAGCCACUACUGUAUUUUCCAUCAAACAUAUUAAAUGGUCAAAACAUCAGCAAUAAUAUGUUAUUAGAAGGGAGAUUCAUUUACCAAAGCUAUAAAACAUUGAAUUUCUAUGAACUUGUAAAAAUUGAUUGCUUUGCAUUGGAAGACAUAAAUAGAUGUAGAAUAAGAGAUCAAUUGAUUCCAAUGUUCUAUGGAAAAGAACUUAUGUUAAUUAAAGUAUCAAAUGUAUUGAUAAAGUAAGUCUCUUUAUACAUAAGUGGCGAUUAGUAACCUUAGUCAUGCUUUGCUAUGUUGCUAUGUUGCAGAUAUCUUCAGCAAACCACUAAAUAUCAGUUUGCUUAGCUUUCCAUAUUUUUACUGAAAUAUUAAUCUUUGAUGCUGAUUGUUUUCAUUUAGGUCUUGUUAACUUUUGCCUUUCGUUUCAUUGUCCAUGAAUUUUAUUUCGAAACAAGAUACUUUUAAGUGCUAUGCUAUAGAAGUCGGUAAAAAUUUUGAUUAUGUACUUAAGUUAUUAUCUUUUUACUGGCCAAAAAAUUGAUACUAUAUUGUCAUAGGAUAGAACAAUUAUUUAUUUAGUAUAAUCAAUGAUUAAGUAAUUACUGUUCAACCCAUGACCACAUCAAAGAUAAUGAAAACCAGAGUUUGGCAUUGUGGGUACGGUAAUAUAAUAUUACCCAGAUGACAAGGGGAAGAACUGAAAAACCAAACUUCCGAAACUUUGGUAACAAAGAUUCCAAAGUUUGUUACAACAAACAGUAAAUUUACUGAAAUGAUGAGGGGAGGGGGGGAAUAUACUUCUAUUAUUUCUUUUUGGACAAAUGCCUACAUUACAGAUACUGAACUUGGUUCCCAAAAAUGCUAGAAACAAAACUUGAUGCCUAUUAAUAUGUGUGCAAAAUUUAAAGAAAUCAAAAAUGAUGCCUGUAUUUAAAAAAAAAAUCAAUUUAUCAUAUGUUUUAUCUAACUGAAGAAGUAUUUGGCAAGAACUAGAAGAUUCUCGUUUAUUGCACGAAAGUUUUGUCAAUCUUGAUUUUACGUUUAGAGUAAAAUAUUUGUUAAUGCAAUUUUUUUCCAAAUGCUUAUACUUUCAUCUUGAAUAACUUGUUAAAUAUUUGUUUCCUAUUUGAACCUACCAAUCACAUAACUGCUUAGAGUAAUUCUAAGUUCACAAUAUUUUACAGUUAUAUUAUGGAGUAUUAGAAUAUCUUGUGAGUAACCCAAACAGAAAGGGUUUUACUUUCUAUGUAGCUUGAUGGAAUCACGGUUAUAUUGAAUAUGUUGUGGUGUUGGUCUUGUACACACAUUGAUCUCCAGUGUCUGUCAUUAUGUAUCCUUGUUAUAUGAACAAUCAUGAGAAAAAUGUGUUAUCUGUUAAAAGAUAAUAAUAAAAAUGCUGAAAUAUA